CUUGUGGCCAGAUGCCAUAAGUACAGCGGAUGCUAAUGAACACAGAACCACUUGCUGAUUGGGUGAGUGCCUUAUUCCACAGCUGCUUUUCAAGCAGCUUUCAGAGCGAGACCAAAUCACAGCAACAGCAGCAGCAGCAGCAGCCAGCACCAUUUACCAUCCCACUCCUUAGCAUCACCUCUCCUUAUCCCUAGACCAUAAGAUUGCUUGCCUUCUAAAUUUUUUUUGAUCUUUUACAUUUAUUUUAAACCAUCACACCAUCACUUAUUUAUUGGUUCUGAGACUGUUCAGUUUUCAGGAUGACAAUCAGACAUCAAGGCCAGCAGUACAGGCCAAGAAUGGCAUUCCUCAGAAAGAUUGAAGCCUUGGUUAAGGAGAUGCAGAACCCAGAGACGGGAAUCAGAAUGCAAAGUCAGAGGGUCAUGAUCACUAACAUCCCUCAUGCAAUGACAGGAAAUGACAUCUUACAAUGGAUUGCCCAGAGGCUUUGGAUUGGCCACAUGGAGGCACAGAACUUGGGGAAUUUCGUUGUCAAGUAUGGCUACGUUUACCCCCUUCAGGAUCCCAAGAAUCUCAACCUGAAACCUGAUAACAGCAGUCUUUAUCGAUUUCAGACACCCUAUUUCUGGCCCACUCAGCAGUGGUCAGCUGAAGACACAGACUAUGCCAUCUAUCUAGCCAAGAGAAAUAUCAAGAAGAAAGGAAUUUUAGAAGAAUACGAAAAGGAAAAUUACAGCUUUUUGAACAAAAAGAUUAACCAUAAAUGGGACUUCAUCAUUAUGCAGGCAAAAGAACAGUACAAAACUGGAAAGGAAAGGAAGAAAGCAGACAGAUAUGCCUUGGAUUGUCAAGAAAAAGCUUAUUGGCUGGUCCACCGAUGCCCUCCAGGAGCAGACAAUAUCCUCGACUAUGGCCUAAAUCGAGUGACCAAUCCAAAUGAAGUUAAGAAAGACACAAUUUCUUUGAUCAGAAAAGAGAUCAUGUACUACCAACAGGCUUUAAUGAGGUCUACAGUGAAAUCAUCAGUCUCCCUUGGAGGAAUUGUGAAGUACAGUGAACAAUUCUCUUCCAAUGAUCCCAUCAUGUCAGGAUGUCUCCCUAGCAACCCUUGGAUAACAGAUGAUACCCAGUUCUGGGAACUAAAUGCCAAAUUGGUGGACAUCCCAACCAAAAUGAGGGUGGAACGAUGGGCUUUUAACUUCAGUGAACUGAUUCGAGAUCCCAAGGGACGUCAGAGUUUCCAGUUUUUUCUGAAGAAAGAAUUCAGUGGGGAGAAUCUGGGAUUCUGGGAAGCUUGUGAAGAUUUGAAGUAUGGAGAUCAGUCCAAGGUCAAAGAGAAGGCCCAGGAAAUUUACAAGCUUUUCCUGGCUCCAGGAGCAAGGAGGUGGAUUAAUAUAGAUGGCAAAACCAUGGACAUCACGGUCAAGGGACUGAAACAUCCUCAUCGUUAUGUUCUUGAUGCUGCUCAAACUCACAUCUAUAUGCUCAUGAAAAAGGAUUCUUAUGCUCGAUACCUAAAGUCUCCAAUCUACAAGGAAAUGUUGGCUAAAGCCAUUGAACCUCGGGAGACAUCCAAAAGAAGCAGUCUCCCAUUCAUGCGGCGUCAUCUCCGGUCCAGCCCAAGUCCUGUCAUCCUUCGGCAGCUGGAGGAAGAGGCCAAAGCUCGAGAAGCAGCCAAUACUGUGGACAUCACCCAGGUCAUGAGCAAACUGGACCGGAGGAGCCAACUCAAAAAGGAAAUCCCUCCUAAAUAAACUAAGGCGCCCUGGCAGGGUGAAGGAAUGGUUGUGGGGAAAGGGUUUUCAAAGAGGCAGGGAAAGUAAAGAGAGUCACUGAACUGAAAUCCUUGUGCACAUUCUCCAUCCUUUUAAUGAGCACCCUUCCUUUCCAGGUCCUUCUUCCAUUGGCUCCCACCACUAGUAUCACUAGGGCAACCAAGGCUAAUUUCCCCAUCCUGACUUCAUAAAGUAGCAGAAGUAGAAGAUGAAAAGCUUGGGGAUAGAGGAGACAUCUGACUCAUAAUCACCAUAUAACAGCUUAUGUUAAGGUCUGGGAUGUAGGAAGUAAGAAAAAUAGGAUACUUGUGAGUAGUAUUUCAAUGAGAGAAACCUAGAAAUGGAAUGCUUCCUUCUCUCAAGCUUAGCUAUCUUAACCACAUUAAUUAAGAAGUAAAUCUGAGGGGCAACUAGGUAGCAUAGUGGAUAGAGCACCAGGUCUGGAGUCUGGAGAACCUGGGUUCAUAUUUGGCCUCAGUCACUUCUGAUCUGUGUGACCCUAGGCAAGACAUUUAACCUGAUUUAUCUAACUUUCCCCCUUCUUUCUUAGAGUAUUACUAAGACAAAAAAAAUAAGGGUUUUUUAAAAAGUAAAUCUGAAAUGUUCUUUACUGCUAUUAUUUUACUUGAUAUACAACUUGAAAGAGAUUUUUAAUAGUUUAGAAGGAAGGAUGGGACUAUUUGAGGGGUUCAGUAGUUGCUUUUUUUUUUUUUGCUCUCACCUGUCCCAGGCUAUCUAACCCCUCCAGGUCUAGAUGGGCCAUUCUUUUUCCAUGAUGCUCUUAAUUCAUUUCAACAAGCAUCUAUUAAAGGUCUACCAUGUGCAAAGGAGAGAAGGCAUUUAUAUAGAGCCUGCUAUAUGCCAGGCACAGUGCUAGGUGCUUUACAAAUAUUAUCUCAUUUGAUCCUCACAACAACCCUGCAAGAUUGGUGCUGUUAUUAUCUCCAUUUGACAACUGAAGAAAAUGAGGCAAACAGAGGUUAAAUGGCUUGCCCCUGGUCACACAGUUAGGCAGUAUCUGAGGCUAGAUUUGAAUUCAGGUCUUCCUGACUCCAGGUCCAACAUUUUAUCCACUGUGACACCUAGCUGCCUCAUAGUGCAAGAUAUUGUGCUAAAUGCUGGGGAUACAAAGACAAUUGCUCUCAAGGAGCUUUUAUUCUACUGGUCACAUUCUUAUGGUCAAAAUCAUCUUUAAGGGGCUAUUAGUAGUUUGUUUCCAACUCACAAAAGAUUGUAUGAAGUAUCGUAGUUGUCAAAGUUAAAUUAAACCCCCUUUUUGUAUUUAGUAACACUUUCAAAGCCAAUGAACUAGGGCAUAUUUUUAUCUUCUUGUUCAAGCAUAAGAAUUCCAGUAAUUUUUACAAUGAACUUUUCUUUAGGAUAGGAACAUCCUAUGGGUCCAUAUUUAGUAUAAGCAGUCAGAGAGUAAAAAAUGAAAUGAACACAAACAUCAAAUCAGGAAAUAGGGACAGGUAGGUGACUCAGUGGAUACAUACCCAAACCUGGAGUUGGGAGAUUCUAGGGUCAAAACUGGCCUCAGACACUUUCUAGCUGUGUGACCCUGGGCAAGUCACUUAACCCCCACAUAGCUUAACCCUUACUGCUCUUCUGCCUUAGAAAUAAUACUUAGUAUUGAUUCUAAGAAAGAAGUUAAGGGUUUAAAAACAAUUAAGCAAAUAUCUUUAAUUUUUUUUAAAAUUUUACUUUUAAUUUUUUCCCCAUGAUUACAUGAUUCAUGCUGUCUUUCUCCCCCUUUCCCUCCCCACUCCUGGAAUUGACAAACAAUUUCAAGGGGUUAUACAUAUAUUAUCAUAAGAAAGUAUCUUUAAAGUCUUCUUGCCAACUGAUACUGGCCGGGGCUAUGCAGCUAUGUCUUUUCUAAAGUGGAUGGAUGACAUGAAAAAAGUAGGUUGAUUGAUCUAUAAUUAGAGUUAGUGAUAAUCCCAACAGGCUAGCAGCAGCCAAACCAAGAUAUAGGUAAUUCUGAUUUUUUCCAGCUUAACUAUUACUUGAUCCUUCUGGCUUUUCCCCUGCUAUAGCUUUAGUGCUUAUGAUAAUUGUCAAUUGAGGCAGGAGAGUGACCCAACAAUUAUGACUGGGAGGCUAAUGUCAAGGAUGAGCUAAUCAUUUCUAUGACACCAAGAAGGCAAAUGAAAGAAGCAAAUAUGGGACCAACCUUUUUAUAUGUGUGGCCAUUGGAUUCAUGGAGAUGAGAUGACCUUAAACACUUGUUUAUUCCUUUUUUUUGUUCAUUCCACUUUUAUCAAAGUAUUACUUUCUUAGAAAAUAUGAUGUGUGGGCAUGGUGGGGCACACCAGUAAUUCCUGCCACUGAGAAUACUGAGCCUAAUAGAUUGAGCUUGGGAAUUCUGAGCUUUAGUGUGCUAAACUGAUUGGAAUCUGGGAAUAAAUCCAGCUCCAAUAUGGGUGAACUCCCUCAAAUUGGGAGUUGCUCAUGGAGGAGUUGGCCAGAUCUGAAAAUGCAAUGGGCUAAAGCUCUUAUAAGUAAAUAGUGAAACUGGGUCUGUGAGUGGCCUCUGGACUUUCAACCUGGGCAAAGUGGGGAAAUUAAAAAAAAAAAAGAAAAAUACUCUAAAAAAUAUAGCUAGACAAGCUCUAUUUUCCUUUACUCUAAAAGAUGUGAAAGUUCUCAUGCAAACUGACAUUGUACUCAUUUACAAACUUUUGGACUUGUGAUUUUAUAUGUAUAAGAAACUUCUAGGGGAAAAAAUUCCCUAUGCCAAUUCCAACUGGUAGUAUGGUAUGAUAUGUGUGUUAUGAUAUGGCUUGGUAUAGUAUGGAAAGAUAUGGGAUGGUAUUAUACUGCUAAAAUUAUUCUGCAGUUAUAGUCUUAAUGAGUUGUUUGGGGAGCACCAAGAGGGUUCACACAACCUGGAUGUCCAGGGUAAAGUAAUUCAAAUUCAAGGAUUCCUGACUCUAAGGUUAGCAUGUUCCAUGUUGCUUCUCAUCACAAUUUUAGCUCCAGACAAUUCUGCGUCCUGAAUGUAUACAUCUGGCAAAAUAGGGGAGAAUGAAGCAUAUUUUCUAAACACCAGAAAUAUAUGAGAAGAGUGGGCUGGCUGGGGUUUGGGAUAGUAUGAAAGAAGAGAGAUAGAAUACUAUCCCUCUAUUGGUAUUCUUGUAAUCUAAGGAUUUUUUUCUUUUCUCUUUCUUAUUUUUUUGGUGAGGGUAAGGAUGGGAAUCUAUGCCCAGAAGGAAUGGAUGGCCAAUCCUAUGAAUUCUGUUUCUAGGUCAAGCAACCAUUUUAAAGCAGUCAUUGAAAUUCUAACCAAUUGUAUCACUGAGAGACUUGGAAGUUUCCAUGGAGAUAUGGGGAAGGUCUCUGAAUGCUGUUUUUGAUGCUGUGCUUUUAGAAAUACACUAUCUGUCACCUUCUGGUCAGUUUAUUCUCUGUCACUAUCUUCUAGCAUUUAUUAAAUACCUCUUAAAAACAAAACACUAUGUAUGCUUGUGGAGAAAUAAAAUCAACACCAAAAUUACUCCCUGCCCUCAAGGGACUUAAAUUUUAUUUGGAGUAGGACCAAUGAAACAAUAUGUACGUAUAAUAUUAAAAUAAAUAUACACAUAUUUACACAUAAAAAUACACACAUACAUACAUGAAAAAUUAUAUGAAGAUAUUGUAAUUACACAGACCAAAAGCACAAACAUGAUCUCCACUUUAAUACUAUUGUAAUUACAAGGAACAAGAAUUGGAACUAAUCUUUACUCCUAAGUCCCCUGUCAUUUUUCACUCUCAGUGUUAGAUUUCUAGCUUGCAGGGAUCAUGAUUCAGUUUUCUUUGGCAGGACUUUACAGGAGAUUUGACCACUAAUUAUAGGUCUUCGGGCAUCAAUACCCAUCUCUUCUGUUCAGCUACUCUCAACCAGGGACCAAGACAGUGGUAGACAGUUCAGCAAUUGUUUGUAGAAGAUGGGCGUGAUCAAUGAUCAGCCAUGAUCAUUCACAAUGUUUACUCCAGCUCUUUUCUUAUCAUUUUAAGGAUUAUUUGAAUCACACUCUCUAUUAUCUAUUUUGCUUUGUCUAUGUAGACACAGACCUAGAUUGCUGCCAUUUUCAGCACAGGGAAUUUCACCUGUGAAAUCCUAUGUACAGAAUUAAGGGGAGCUAUUCUUAUAAACCUAGUUUGAGACCCUAGUUUGCAGAGCCAAUGCAUAUUCAGAAAUGAAAACUGAUCUUGAUUUUAGACCUUGAUUUAAAUUGAGAGAGAGAAAGUUAGUAUGGUGAGGUUGAUAAGGUAAAGGAAAAGCUGGGUUCAAGUCUUUUUUAUUACUAUCAUUUUUUUCUUAGAUGAACCCUUACCUUCUGUUUUAGAAUUAAUAUGAAGUAUUGGUUCCAAGGCAGAAGAUCAGUAAGGGCUAGGCAAGGGAGUUAAGUGACUUGAUCAGGGCCACACAGCUAAGGAGUGUCUGAGGCCAGUUCUUAACCCAGGACCUCCUGUCUCCAGGCCUGGCUCUUUAUCCACUGAACCACCUAACUGCCCCACUAGGUUUAAGCUUUUCUUUGAGAAAAUACUAGCUGUGUGAUCCUAGGCAAAUAACUUAAUUUCUCAAUAUUCCCAGGCAACUCUUCAAAACUAUAGGUUAAGGAAAAUGCUGAUUUGCAUUAGUAGAGGGAAGUUCAAACACUAGGAGUUACCUAAACUUAUAAAAUCAUAGAUCUGGAUACCCUUCUCUGUCCUGCCCUCUCACUCCAAUGGAAAACUAGAACCAUAGUUCAGAUUUUGAGAGGUCAUAGAAUAAAGAGGAAAGAAUAUUGGGGAAGAAAAAGAAAAAAGAAAAAGCACUGGACUUGGAACCAAAAGGCUUUUGGGUCUUAGUUAUUUCACUCACUAGCUAUGAAAACAUAUACAAGUGAUUUUCUUUCUCUUAAUCUUAGUUUCCUUAUCUGGAAAACAAAAAAGUUGGAUUAGAUGCAGUCUGAAGUUCUUUCCUUAGAUGCCUAGGAUUCUGCAUUCAGCGAUUCUAUGCUAUUAUGAGAGAAAGGAAAAGAAAUCCCCCAAACCUUAGAUAUCCAUUAUUUUUAGUAAUCUCAUAUGAUGGAAUUUCAAAUGUACAUAAUAAAUGGAGGCACACUUUUUUUUUUUUUGUAGAAAUAGAAACCUCUGACUAAAGGACUGCCAGAAUACAAUGUAGCAUCCAUGGGAGAAGUAUUGUGACCUAAUUGAAGAAUUAUUACCUCUUUAUUAAAGGGCAAUGAGAGGAGAAAAAUUAGAGGAAUUGGAAGUGUGAAGUCAGGUAUAUAUGGGCAGGAAGAAAUGACUUAUGAAAAAACAAGUGUUAGGUUGGCAAUGAUAAGAAGGUACUUCAGAACCAAAAAAAUGCUAGAAAAUCAUACCCCAUACCAGGGAAUCUCCAAGAUUCCAUGGGUCUUACUGCCAUUUUAAUUGGUUUAAGGGAGAUUUUCCAGUCUAUGGCAAUAUAUACCACAUUUUAAAAUGAAAGUCAAUAGGAAAAUAGAAUAUACUUAAUCUUAUUUUACAGUCAAAUUUGCUUUAAAAUAGAUUUGUUUUUGACAUUGCUUUUCUGGAAAACAAGGAAUGUCUAUAACACAUUCCAUAGUUAAAAAGAAAUUGUUUUGGGGUUACCUGUAUUUUUGGAAAGACUAUUCUAUAUUAGUGUAGAUACUUGAGGGUUCACUUUAUGGUGGGAAUGCUGAAUCACACAAGAUAUACUUGUCAUAUUCUUUCUUUCACUGUUCAAUACACCAGUGCUUUAUUAUACUUUUUUCUCCUCCAGUUAUACAGCUUCCUCACUAAAAUAAAAGAAUUAUAGAAUUUUAAUUAACAAGCACUUUUUAAGCACACACUAUGUGCUUAAAAGGAAGCCAGUAACUGUGUAAUGUUAUAAGGGGCUUUAGAGGUCAUCUAGUUCAUCCCAUAUACUAUUUCAAUAUAUGGAAGUUUUCUUUCAGGUGUUUAUACAGAAUUUUCAAACCCAUUACAAAUGGAUUUUGGGUCAGUCUCUUAUUCUCACAUCAUCUAGCCCCCUGUGAUAUUCCCUCUGUUAUGUAUGAAGCAUUUGCCAUUUCUCCACUUCCCUAAGUUGACUGAAAUGGCUAUCUUUUCUUAAAGCCUAGCAAAGAGUUACCAUUUCUACUUUUACUAGAAUAAAGAAAUAUUUGAGGUGAAGGCAGGACACCAUUAUCAUUUACAUCCCCUAAUACUUCAUCUGACCUACUUAGAUAUAUAAACCUAAGGAUUCCUGGGUUUUGCCAUCAGUCCUCCAGCUGAACUUUCUUUUAUAUGUUCUUUUCCUCAAUUUGAGUUUAAGCCUCUUAAGAGAAAGGGCUAUCCCAGUUUUUCUUUUUCUACUCUUAGCACUUAACCUAGUACUUGGAACAUAGUAAAUGCUGAAUAAUUUUUUUCAAUCAUUCAUUCAUUCACUCAGGACUUCCUUAUGAAAGGGUAGUCUGAGAGGCUGGUGUCAUGGUUGGUCAAUCCAGUUCUUCAUAUUCAUGUCUUUGAAAAAAUAAAGUGCUGAGGGUCAUUUUUGGCUAGGAAAACCCUAGUUGGGAAAAGAGGCUAUAGGAGAGGUGAUGAAAUAAGAGCCACUGGUAGGAGGAAAGAAAUAUUCACAAGUAGGGAUCAGCUUCAGUUGAGACUUUACCUCCCAUCUGUCUGUUUAUUGGGGGAUUCUGUGGUGUGAGGGAAUGGAGUGGGAUGGGGACUAAAGUGGGGAGUCUACUUGUACUGCUGCCCUGGCAGCUGGGCAUAGAAUUGGAGCUGGGGUCUCAGGUUGCUCCAAAGAUGAGUUCAGCUUUAUAGGCAAAGUUACAUCUUGGGAAAUUAAAUAAAGCAUUUUCAAGGUAUCAAUAUACUUUACCUUCCAUGUGAAUUUGUGUCUAAACAUUAAAGUCUUCUAAUGUCAUUUUACCUUCUCUAUAUCAUGCUCCUUUUUUUUCUUUUUUGCACUGCUUGUACAAUAAAACUGAAUUCAGUCAAGAAA
Molecule: messenger RNA, 8739 nt
Organism: Monodelphis domestica (gray short-tailed opossum)
Lineage: Eukaryota; Metazoa; Chordata; Mammalia; Didelphimorphia; Didelphidae
Gene: RGS9
Product: regulator of G protein signaling 9
Biological process (GO): positive regulation of GTPase activity; regulation of G protein-coupled receptor signaling pathway; intracellular signal transduction
Cellular component (GO): neuron projection; cytoplasm; plasma membrane
Molecular function (GO): GTPase activator activity
Source: RefSeq, a predicted model, not a curated record